Messenger RNA from Bipolaris victoriae FI3, 180 nucleotides. RefSeq lists its product as hypothetical. The record is from RefSeq and is a predicted model, not a curated record. NCBI's taxonomy places the organism in Eukaryota, Fungi, Ascomycota, Dothideomycetes, Pleosporales, Pleosporaceae. The transcript has a single exon. The coding region runs from base 1 to 180 and encodes 59 amino acids.
AUGAAAUACAUAUUGGUGCUCGCGGCAAUGCUACCAGCCGCCUUUGCAAACUGCAAACCAAAUAAUACCUCCUUACUGGGUGAUUGCGUGGGGUGGUGUUCGGACAGAAACUCGACCCCGAGCACGAUCCAAUCAUGCCUCUUGGCGAAUUGCAACACUUGCAAAUUAGGUGGUAAAUAA